GUUCAUCGGAAAUUUUAAAGUUUGCACGGUACUGUGAAAUCACCAGAAGUGAGUUUGUGGCUGAUCCGAAUGUCUGUGGUCCUCCACGCACCCCAGAGACGUAUGACGCAGCUGUUGCUGAUCUCCAGGCAGAAAACAUCCAAGACGUCAGAGGGAUAAAGGUGCCAUUUUUUCUUCAGUGCAAUAUGACUGACUCAGAGCGAACCUUCCUAGAUGUUGCCAUCAUGGACGCCCUACCACAACUUCAAGCAGUAAACAAAAACAUCCUGGAAGAGCACUUGCAGUCCAUUGGAGUUGAGACGUAUGAUGAUUUACGCUUCAUAACGGAGGCAGAUUUAAUGACAGCGUUAAGACCUGUAGAAGCCAGGAAGCUGCUUGCUGUUUGGAAACGGAAAUACCACACUCCUGAGAACAGCUCUCUGUCAUCUGUGGAAGCCUCGCCUACCCAAUCGCUGCCAUCGCUCUCUGUUUCACCCCAAAGUUCAUCGUCAAGCACCUCCAGCAGCCCAGGACUUGACACACAGUGGGAUGAAAACUUUGAAAUUCCAUGGAGUAAAUUUCCUGAGGAAGUGAUGCAGGCUUUAGAGAGGGGGAAAAGGCCAGGCCCAAAACUAAGAAGGCAAAUGGUCCGAAUUGUUGUGACUGAGAUGAUGGAAAAAUGCCCUCAUGUAGGUAAAAAACAUUCAACUGACGUUGCAACAAAAAUGGUUGCAAAAUAUCCCAGUUCUCUCCAAGAUGUAAUAGAGGGCGAUAUUGUUGGAAAAGGCUACCAUUCCCUUGUCAAACAGUUGCAAAACAGAAUUGAAAAUGUCAGGCGCACUUCAACACCCAAAAUAAGAAAAAGAAAACAUCAGACUGAUGACUCGGACCACACAGACGAAAUCCCAAUAGAAGAGAGAGCAGCGAUGCAGGACACGUAUGGAUGCAUUAAAUGGAAUGUCAAAUUUCUGCCCCUUGAAGAAACUCAAGAGACUCAGCGGCAAAAGAUGGAAAAACUCAAGGUGAUGUUCCAACACAUCGAUGUCAAUCCAGAGGAGGUAAAAUGUCUAAUGAAGUCCACAUUUUACACACAGCGUCAACAUGUCAACCAGGGAAAAAGUAUCAAAUGCCUUUGAGAGGAGUGGCCGUUUUGGUUUGAUGAACUUGGCAUGUCAGUUCACUUUAUGGAACUCACUGGGAUUGACCUCAAAGAGACAUUUACACGAAAUUUGGAUUUGAAGGGAAAAAGACUUCUCGACUACAUGACCACAGUUUUUGUCAACAAGAGCAAGACUUUCCUUCAGAAUUAUGCAAGGCUUCAGAGGAUGCGGGGACUGCAGAGUGGCUGUUCAGAUGAUGUGAUAGAGAUGACCCUGCUUCUACUCAGUUACUUUGAUGAGAAGGAGGAGUCCAUGUUCUUCCAUGUAGAAGAUACAUGUCUUGCAGAAGAGGUCCAACUGGAGCAAGUGCCUCUGACACCCACUGUUAUUGUCUGUGGACAAUCCUGCUAUUCCUCCACAAGGUACAUGCUGAGUCUGGAUCGGAACCUUAUCAACACAAACAUCUCCUCCUUCAUUUCUGCAUUGUGCCUCAUGUUUGGGAGCUACUACUGUUUUAAUAUUCAUUAUCCAUCUGAGCUGGCUUCAACUCUAGAGUUUCUUCAAAGGUGUUUCUUCUCGAUAAACCCAGAAAAAGGAACCAAGGUAGAGAAUAAAAACUCCAAGCGUCGUCUCACCGUGAACCCUCGAGUCCUCACCCUGAUACAGGAACUCUCCGAUCACGAGUGGCGUUAAGCCUAAAUAUGGCCUCUUUCUGUGGACUCUUGACUGUUGUUUGAGCAGAGGUACUGUUAUUUUUCUUUGUUAAAUACACAAUGUGUAUUCUGUUUAUUAAGGUACUAUAUCCUUUUUUUUUGUUUUAAAGUCUAAAAGGUGCACUAACUUCUCUGUUUGAAAAGAGGUACUGUUAUUUUUCUUUAAUUACACAAUGUGUAUUAUGUUUAUUAAGGUACUAUAUCAUUUUUGUUUUGAAGUCUUAAAGGUGCACUAACUUCUCUGUUUGUUUGAGAAGAGGUAUUGUUAUUUUUCUCUUUGUUAAAUACACAAUGUGUAUUAUGCUUAAGGCACUAUAUAAUUUUUUGUUUUAAAGUCUUGAAGGUGCACUAGCUGCUUCUGGUUGAGAGUCCGCCACCUGCUUUUUUUCGUGAAAAUGUUCUUGCUUUGCGGGAAUGUUCCACAGUAUAAUAUGAUACUUAUCUUGCAUGUAUUCAAUUAGAACAGUUUUUAUUGCAAAAUAAUACCUUAACAAAUGUGCAUUCUUACUGUGAGGGGGCUCGCCUCUCCACAGAUAUGACCUGUAACUUGGCCUUUUGGCAUCACAAAUUUGUCUCCAUGGAGAUAGAUAAGUUUUAUGCCAUACUGUGGAACAUUCCAGACAAGGUUGUUGUGAAUUGGGUUGUUGUUGUGCGCCAGGCACUUAAACUUUGUGACCGGUAAAUGUAUACAUUUAAAGAGGGUAAUCUACUUGAAUAUUUCAACUUUUAUUCGGUCAAAGUUUAAAUAACUAUUACAUGUAGCUUCUUUGCAUGUUGUAUACAGGUAGGUUAAAGAAAAAAUGUGUUCAAUUGUUUUAUGCUACACUGUGGAACAUUCCAGACAAGGUUGUUGUGAGUUGGGUGGUUGUUGUGCGCCUGACACUUUAACUUUGUGACAGAUAAUGUCUAGAUUUAAAGAGGCUAAUGCACUUGAAUAUUUCAACUUUGAUUUGGUCAAAGUUUAAAUAACUAUUACAUGUAGCUUCUUUGCAUGUUGUAUACAGGUACAUUGAAAAGAAAUGUGUUCAAUUGUUUUAAGCUGUACUGUGGAACAUUCCAGACGGGGAGCGUGUGGGUUGUUAUGUGCCUGGCACAUAAACUUGUUCCAAACUUUGAAUAAAAAUUCAUCCAAUUGUUUACAACUCUUGA
This is a messenger RNA of Paramisgurnus dabryanus, 2941 nucleotides long. The record is from RefSeq and is a predicted model, not a curated record. Lineage: Eukaryota; Metazoa; Chordata; Actinopteri; Cypriniformes; Cobitidae.